AUGGAGCCCUCAGUGACGGUGGCCAGAGGCUUCAGCGAACGCCACCCCGGCCACCACGGGCCAGCCUAUUCCUCCAAGCUUCAGGAGGAAAAAAAGGGGGCCACAAGGGUGGCCGCGUCCACAUUUACUACGUUGGCAUUGCUGCAAUCCGGCCCCCGUUACUUGAAAAACAAACUUCUUCCUCCUAGACGUAGACUUUCAGUAACUAAAGACUGGAGAUGCGGGAACUGCUUGCGGAGCGCCUCCGGUGGGCGGCCCGGGCCGUGGGUGCGGUGCCCUGUGCGGUGCACUGCGCUGCUGGGGGCCAUGGGGUCCCGAGGCCCGGUGGCUUCGGGCACUGCCCUGCUGGACCUGCCCCCGCAACUGCUUGGCCGCCUCUGUGCCCUUCUGGACGGUGCCCAAGACCCGAGAGCCUGCACCCGCUUCGCCGAGAGACUGUCGAGUAACUGGCUGGAAGUUCGACAUUUUGAAAAGUACGUGCAACAGGGGAGGAGCGGGACGAGAGAAUUGCUGUGGUCCUGGGCUCAGAAAAACAAGACCGUCGGCGACCUUCUGCAGGUCCUGGAGGACAUGGGCCAUCAGCGAGCCAUCGACUGCCUCACCAACCCAGGAGAAUCGCUAAAUAUUUCGCCAAGUCAGACCUGUCAAAGAGAUGGAUUUCAAAGUCGGGCUUCCAAGGAAACGGCUGGCUCCGUAGUUGGUAAUGAAGUUCUUUCUCCUCCAAAGUACCAGCAUCAAGGAAUACGCCCUAAAGCCUCUAUCGAUUUUAAAAACAUCAUAGAAGGAACGGGAAAUUUCCACGGUGACUUGCUAAUUGGAGAAGGGGGAUUUUUCCAAGUCUACAAAAUGGAGUUUGAAAAUCAAACAUAUGCCGUUAAAUUAUUGAAGCAGGAGAAAACUAUGCAGAGUAAAAAAUACUGGAAGCCUUUUUUCUCAGAAAUGGAAGUUUUACUCCUGUUUCGUCAUCCAAACAUCCUGGAACUGACCGCAUACUUUAUAGAGGCGGAAAGAUUCUGUUUGGUGUAUCCGUUCAUGAGACACGGUUCGCUUUUUGACAGAUUACAGUGUUUGGGUAACACGGCCCCACUUUCUUGGAAAGUUCGCCUCGGUGUAUUGAUAGGGAUCGCCCAAGCCAUCCGGGUCUUACACAGUGCUAAACCGUGUUCCGUCAUCAGUGGAAGCGUAACCAGCACAAACAUACUUUUGGACGAUCAGUUUCAACCCAAAUUAACCGAUUUUGCUACGGUGCAUCUACAACCCCAAACGGACUGCCACAGUUUGACCAUAAGCACCAAGAGCAACAUGGCGAAGCGCUUCUGGUACAUGCCCGAAGAGUAUUUAAGACAGAGCAAACUUUCCACCAAGACAGACGUCUACAGCUUUGGGAUCGUCAUUAUGGAAGUUCUGACGGGUUGCAAGGUGGUGAUGGAGGAGCCAAAACACAUUCAGCUGAGGGACCUGCUCCUGGAGAUGAUGGAGAAAAGAGGCCUUGAUUCAUGCUUCGCGUUACUGGACAAGAAGGUGGAGGCGUGUCCUCGGAAUUUCUCUGCAAAACUGUUCACACUAGCUGGCCGAUGUGCCACAUCCCGUGCCAAGUCGAGACCUUCCAUGGACGAAGUCCUGGAAACCCUGGAGAGCAGUUGUCUGGCCCUGUAUUUUACCGAAGAUCCCCCCGCGUCAUUGCGGUCCUUCAGGCCUCCUUCCCCCCUUUUCCUAGACCUCUUACCGAACGUCCCAGUGGAAGACGACGAAAACCUCCCUCUCUCCGGGGAAGAACCGAACCGACGUGGGGCGGUCCGGAAAACCCCAUUCGAAUGCAGUCAGUCCGAAGUCACGUUUCUGGGCUGCGUCCAAAGAGUAGCCACUGAUGAUGCUUCCCACGUGGCCGGGGGCAGUGGGGAAGGUGGAGGAGCUUUCAAAUCUGACGCUCACCUCUGGCCCUUCACAGCCGGUUGUGUGGAAACCGGCUCCCCGGCCGAGGCUGCCGGUUUUCCUCAUGGGAUCCGGUUGGGAGAUGGCCACCAUCCAUCCGUGGCAAGUAGGGGAGACCCUGAAGAGGACACCAAGGGUGGUUUAGGAGUCAUUCGCCCUGAAGAGAAAGAAAAAGGCAAGUAUUCCCAAACAGCUGGCUUGCAAACAGUCCUUUUGGAACCAGGGAAUAGCUGCCUCUAA
Molecule: messenger RNA, 2172 nt
Organism: Tachyglossus aculeatus (Australian echidna)
Lineage: Eukaryota; Metazoa; Chordata; Mammalia; Monotremata; Tachyglossidae
Gene: IRAK3
Product: interleukin 1 receptor associated kinase 3
Exons: 14
Coding region: 1-2172 (723 amino acids)
Biological process (GO): protein phosphorylation; signal transduction
Cellular component (GO): plasma membrane
Molecular function (GO): ATP binding; protein binding; protein kinase activity
Source: RefSeq, a predicted model, not a curated record